Molecule: messenger RNA, 3122 nt
Organism: Agrilus planipennis (emerald ash borer)
Lineage: Eukaryota; Metazoa; Arthropoda; Insecta; Coleoptera; Buprestidae
Gene: Best2
Exons: 9
Coding region: 415-2667 (750 amino acids)
Molecular function (GO): chloride channel activity
Source: RefSeq, a predicted model, not a curated record
CACCUGCACCCAUGAAUCGGCUGCACCUUCCCGCUACGUCCGCUCCUCCAUAACAACCAGCACCUUCCAGUCACCUUACCAUCAGAAGCACCAGCACCGAGCCAGCCAGUUUUGUCGUCCGCUAGUCGUCGGUAUUGGUGAUAAGUGUGCGCUGGUACAGGUAACAUUACAUUACAUACAUAUGUGCGUCUUUGUACAGCAACGUAGUGCUGGUGCCCCAGGUGGUGGUUGAUUCGGUUCACCGAUACCAAAGAGCCUAGAUCUGCUACAUAUACAAAUAGUAUACAAAGAUUUAUCUGUAAGGUGCGCGUUCAGCUAUCUCUGGUCGCAGUGUGCUGUGAAAAGAAGGACCUUGUGACCGCGAGUCCGAGCUUUUCUUGUGAUAUUGUAGUCUAUAUAUACAAAUAGGGAGUCAUGACUGUUACCUAUACGGGGGAGGUACCCAACGGGAGCACCUUCGGUUGUUUCUGGAGGAUAUUGCGAAAAAUAUUUGAAAAAAUACGAACAUACUUCAGUCAUCAAAAUGAAACGAUACCCAUGUCGUUUGUGCUGGGUUUUUACGUAUCUUUGGUGGUAAGACGGUGGUGGGAGCAGUACAGACUGCUGCCUUGGCCAGACACCCUCGCCCUUUUUCUCAACGCAGCCAUUCCAGGCGGGGAUGAGCGACAAAGACUAAUGAGGCGAAACAUUGUACGAUAUGCUGUCCUUGCGUAUGUUAUAACAUUGCAAAGAGUAUCUUUAAGGGUGAAGAAGAGAUUUCCAACAUGGCAACAUAUGGUAGAUUCAGGUUUAAUGUUGGAAAGCGAGAAGAAAAUCUUCGAUUUAAUGGAUGCGAAGACGCCAAUGUCGAAGUACUGGAUGCCUUUGGUGUGGGGCACGAACAUCAUUAACCGAGCGAGGAAGGAGUCGCUUAUCACUAGUGACCAUUUGGUACAAACGUUACUCAUGGAGUUGUCAGAUAUUAGAAGACGACUGGGCUCCUUGAUAGGAUACGACACCGUUUGUGUGCCAUUAGUAUAUACACAGGUGGUAACGUUAACACUUUAUAUGUAUUUUAUGGUGGCCUUAUUGGGGAGACAGUUUGUGCCUGACGCACCCCUAGACAGCGUCGUUGGGAAAUUCGAAGUACCUGACAUGUAUUUUCCUUUCUUUACCGCACUACAGUUCUGCUUUUACCUUGGUUGGCUAAAAGUGGCAGAGGUUCUGAUAAAUCCUUUUGGCGAAGACGACGACGAUAUCGAACUGAAUUGGCUGAUUGACAGGCAUAUCAAGGCAGGAUAUAUGAUUGUCGAUGAGAUGCACGAGGAACAUCCCGAAUUACUGAAAGAUCAAUUUUGGGACGAAGUGGUCCCCAAGGAACUUCCUUACACAGUUGCUUCUGAGCAUUAUCGCCGAGAAGAACCGAAAGGUUCGGCGGAAAACUAUAAAAUAAAAGCCUCAGAUGCACUUUACGCAAACCUGGUAACGCCUCAUCGCAAAAACAACAUGGUAGAUGACAUGUAUGCCGAUUACGAGAGCGUAGACACUCCCAUUGUCGAACGAAGAAAAUCAUCAAAUUGGUUUAGCAGACAAAUUUCAAAAACUAGAGGAUCUAUACGAUCAUCAUCUACAGCUUAUUCCUCUGGAGGACUCUUUGGAAGACCUCGAGGAAAUUCUGUGUACGCCAGCCCAGAAGCUGGACAAGUUGGUGCUCAAGCCCAUGUAAAGUUAUCUAUUUAUGACCGGAUCGUUGGUAGACGAUCGAGCAGAAAUCAGAAAAUCAUUCAGAAACCAGGUAUGGUUAAAGCUCCGGGUCCUGUUCCAAUUAAAGGUCGUCCAAGGAUCCCAACACCUGACGUAACCAAAGAAGUACUGGACAGAGAUCGUUUGGCGACGUCCAUCAACAUGCAGAACCAAAUCUCCGCAGGGGUGACAUUAGUACCUCAGCAAAUAAGUACUGGUUAUCCCAGUUAUGCGGCAGGAACCGAUAUGCCAGUGGUACAAGUGGUCCUAUCUCCAAUUCAGGAAUUAGAUGGUAGCAAUUCGGGCAACAACACUCUACAUCCUAAUCAACCAAGCACUGCUGCUCUUGCCAAAGCGAUCCUCUCGCCUGGAAUAGGACCAGUUCUGGCACCGGUUAGCGUGCCCAUGACCGUAUCACAACUCACUUCUCUGGGCUUGUCCUCCGUCACGAAUAGUCCCAUGCUGACAAGAUCCUUUGGAAACCACAUGGAGAGUAAUCCAACCUUUGUGAACGCUUUCCAUUCAACCAUUCCUCCAGAAACACCAAAUUCCCAAAGGAUUUCCUUGACGGAGGUGUCAGCAGCCGACGAUCCAGAAAGAAACAUCAGCAGCAGAAGCAGCGAAACGUCCAUGGGAUCGGAAGGAUCGAACGAUUCCAAGGAUAGCAAAGGAUCCAUGCAGUCCAACACGACAGCCUCGGUAGCGUCCAAGAGAAGCAUUCCAGAAAUAGACGAGAGAACGGCGGAUCCGAGCAGCGUCUUGAAGUCUGUGAACUCCAGCAACUUACCCAAUGUGCCCAGUACGAAUGAUACAACGGCAUUGUUGCCUAAUGUUGCGUCCCAUAACUCGAUAUCAUCAGUUGAAGAGCCCCGAAGCCGAAAAACGUCAACGGUUUCAGUGAGCGCGACGGCGAAUUCACCAAAGAGAGGUGAAGUUUACGUAUGAGAAUGGACGUGGCGAUUAAUAAAUGUGAAUAUAGCGAAUUUUUUCGACGGACUUACGAUAACAAAUAGAUAAAUAAAAGUGUGAUAUAGGACUAUUGCAUAGAUGGUAAUUAUAGAAAGAUGCUGUCAAAAAGCGAAUGAGAAAAUAAGAAAGUCAACUGUUCGGAAAUGUAGCAAUCUAUUCUUCGACAGAUGCAAUACGAAUUACUAUGUAUAGUAGAUUAUAGGUCAAUUGACUAGACAUGUUCUUGAUUAGAUAUUGACGGAAACGGUCAUUUAUUUAUACGACGUUUCGUACCGGAGUGAUCGAUACUUAUGUGGUUAUUUAAAAUAUGUACAUCAUAUUAAGUAUGUAAAAAUUUGGUAGGCUCAUUGUUACAAACAAAACAAUUGGGCAUUGAUGACUUUUGUCUGUAAUUUUUGUAAAUUAUUAUCCAACAAAUAAAGAACCAAUGU